GAAGUAGCUAGUGAGUUAGCAGCGGAUAAUGAACAGCUGAGAGUCCACUGGUACUUUGACAGCUUCAGAAGGGCAGGAUGGGCAGGCAGAGGAAGAGGGUGGUGACCGGUGAAGCUGCUCCCCCUCCGAGGAAAGAUGAGAAGCCCUCUGCAUUUCACCGCAAGGAGAAGAAAAAAAAAGUCGAUAUCGGCAAAAUCUUCAUCAACAUCUCUAUUGGCCUUUGCAUAUUCAGCCUGAUCUGGUUCUUUUAUGCCCUCUACAUGCGGUCCACCCUGGCCAAACGAGUGGUGACCCUGCACCCGUCACAUCCUGUUCUGGAUACCAAUUGCAGCAGUGCCAAAGUUUCCCCAGAGAGGUUCUGGGGUUCAUACAGACCUCAGGUCUACUUUGGCAUGAAAACCAGGAGUCCCAAGUCAAUGGUGACAGGUAUGAUGUGGAUGCGUCAGUUUUCCGACAUGGACGUGAACCUGAGGCACACUUGCGAGCAGGGAGAUCGUUUGCAAGGCUAUGGCUGGCUGAUGCACGAUGGGAUUAACUUUGGUGUCCAGGAAAUCCGAGACAUCGAUUUCACACUGACCACAGAGUUUGUCAAGAGAAUGGGAGGGGAUUAUGGAGGAGACUGGACCUGGAGGGUCACUGCCAAACAGCAUAGCUCUUCCCCUCAAGCACCAGUCAUCUCCCUGAUGUUCUACGCAGCAGCUGAUACACAGGGCUCACUGGAGGCUCACGUGGAAGAGAGAGACCGCCUUGCAUCCAUCACUGGUUUCUCAGAGGAGCUCGGCAACUUCAAGAUCACGUUCCGAAAGCCCGUUACUGGGGAAUUAUCCAGCGCUAAAUAUGCCAGUUAUAACUACCUUCAGACUGUCUCCCCUGGCUUGGAGAAGCUGACUGAUAUUGUGAAGAACAGUCUGAACCGCAGGUCUGUUUACAGCCCUCCAUCUGGUGAGAAGAGACAUUACAUUGCAGUGGACACCUAUAAGCCCCCACAUCAUCAAAACCAACAGAAACCCACCGACAUGAGGAAAGAGAGUGACUUUGUGGUUCACCAGGUCACCGUCCAGACUCCAUUUCAGAUUGAGGUUCUGUUUGAGUCAGCAAGCUUCCAUGCUCGUCCAAAUCAGCUGGUGGGCUCAGUCAUGACUCAGGAGCUGGAGAAGAGGAAAGCUGAGUUUGAUGCAAAGUUUGAGAACAUUUUUGGGCUUGAGAAUAAAGAUUUUAGCCAGGCACAUAUUAAAUUUGGCAAGGCAGCACUCAGCAACAUGUUAGGUGGAAUGGGCUAUUUCUACGGCCAGUCAGUGGUACAGUCAGUCUACAAUGAAUAUCCGCUCUUGUACCCUGAAGGCGCAUUAUUUACUGCUGUCCCAUCACGCUCUUUCUUUCCCAGAGGAUUCCUCUGGGAUGAGGGCUUUCACCAGUUGCUGCUGAGCAAGUGGGAUCCCCAAGUGACAAGAGAGGCUAUUGCUCACUGGAUAGACCUGAUGAAUAUUGAGGGCUGGAUCCCCCGUGAGCAGAUUCUUGGAGAUGAGGCUCGCAGUAAGGUCCCAGCUGAGUUUGUAGUUCAGCGAAAUGAGAAUGCCAACCCACCCACUCUCUUCUUAAGUCUUCAGGAACUCAUUGAACAGCUCUCUUCAAAUCCAGACAAGGCAGCGUCUCAACCUACCUUGCCUUUCCUCAGACGACUAUUCCCAAGACUGAAAACCUGGUUUGAAUGGUACAACACCACACAGUCAGGGCUCCUACCCAACUCUUACCGCUGGCGUGGACGUGACAAGGACACCAAUCUAUUCCUCAACCCCAAGACCUUGACAUCUGGGCUGGAUGACUACCCUCGAGCCUCACACCCAUCAGCAGAUGAGCGCCAUGUGGAUUUACACUGCUGGAUGGCAUUGUCCUCAGGCAUCAUGGCUCGUAUAGCUCAGCUUUUAGGUGAACCCCAUCAGGACUACCAACUCACCCAUCAAAUGCUCAGUGACAACAAUCUGCUGAACGAGCUCCACUGGUCAGAACAACUCCGCGCUUUCAGUGACUUUGGCAACCACACUCAGGCAGUAUCCUUGCAGCAGGAGAAGGUGUACGUACCCCCUGGACAACCUCGUCAUCAGUUCCCUGUUGCACGCCUUGUGCGUUCUGUCCGCAGGGCGCCCAAGCUACAAUAUGUCAAUGCUCUAGGUUAUGUUAGCUUGUUCCCCUUCUUGCUGCACAUCCUCGAACCAGACUCACCCAAACUAGAACAUAUUCUUCGAGAGAUUAGAGACUCCAAUAAGCUGUGGACCCCCUACGGCCUGCGUUCACUCUCAAAGGCUGAUCCCAUGUACAUGAAGCGAAACACAGAACAUGACGCACCCUACUGGAGGGGACCCAUAUGGAUUAACAUCAAUUACUUGGCAGUCAGAGCCCUCCACCACUACAGCACCACACAUGGGCCAUACCAAGAGAAGUCAACUGCUCUUUAUGAGGAACUCAGGACUAACAUUAUCAAUAAUGUUUAUAGACAGUAUGUUGAAACAGGGUAUAUCUGGGAACAGUACAAUGACGGCACUGGAAGGGGCCAAGGAAGCCACCCCUUCACUGGCUGGUCAGCUCUCACAGUAUUAAUGAUGGCUGAACAGUACUAAAACUAGAUUUCAUCCCAUGUUUUUUAUAUCGCAAGAUACCGGCCUUCAUUUGUAUCUGGAUGUGACAGAAAUGACAUAAUCAGGUCUUAAGAUACAGAAAAAUGACUUGUUUGGCUUAUGAAACUGAACUAAUUAUUGAAAAACUAACUUUCGAGAUUAAGCUGAAAAACAGGCAUUUAAAAUCACAAUUCCACAUUUAGCCACACCCUUUAAUUAAAAUGACAGGUUUCAUACUGGUACGUAUUCUCAGAAGAGCAAUGUUCAGCUACCCUCUCUUUGCUGUAUGUGGAGCCAAGCACUGUUAAGUGCCUCACUUUUAUGGUUAAGAUGCAUUUAGGAAACACUUAAAGAAAUCAUAUUCCUCACAAUUUAACACAUGAACUUCACUGCUUCCAUCGGCAGCCUCUCAUGGAAAAUCAAGACAGGUGUGUUUUUAAUGCAGGGAACUACCAGUCCAAGGGGGUCAUACUUUCACACUAGAUGUGUGAUGCCAUAUAUGAACAGUUACCAGAUUUGUUAAAUGUUGGAAAAUAAGUGCAUAAAUGAGCGAGUUUUGUCACUUGAGAAAUAAGGGCCAUUAUCUUUAAUUGUGCCAUUUUCUUUUUAAUCUGUCAUAUGUCCUCAAUUCUCUGUCUUAAUGAUUGGCCAUUUUGAUAUUUAAUUGUUUGAUCACAGUCUUUCCAAAAUGGUUAUUUUCAGUGUUGCUCAACAUCGAUAAAGUUGCUGCCUCUAAAAGCAGCAGUAUUUUGUAUACACAGCCUGUGAUUUCAUUGGCAGGGAUCAACAUUGACGGUGGCAUUGGUCUUGUUUUGUUAAAAACAAUAAAUGGUUUAAAUACA
Scomber japonicus (chub mackerel) is the source of this 3454-nucleotide messenger RNA. RefSeq names its product mannosyl-oligosaccharide glucosidase (gene mogs). The record is from RefSeq and is a predicted model, not a curated record. Gene Ontology annotation, cellular component: endoplasmic reticulum membrane. The transcript is spliced from 5 exons. Gene Ontology annotation, molecular function: Glc3Man9GlcNAc2 oligosaccharide glucosidase activity. The coding region runs from base 78 to 2615 and encodes 845 amino acids. Gene Ontology annotation, biological process: oligosaccharide metabolic process; protein N-linked glycosylation. Lineage: Eukaryota; Metazoa; Chordata; Actinopteri; Scombriformes; Scombridae.